CAGGAGAAGGAUUACUACGAGUAUUGAAUACGUGGGAGACCAUACCUUCUCUCUCUUGUUCUAUAUUCCCUUUUCUCAAAACCUUCUUCAUUCCAAUCAUCCAACAACAAUCAAUCCAUCCAUCAGCCUAACAAUGAGCAACGAAUAUGAUUAUCUCUUCAAGCUCUUGCUCAUUGGAGACUCUUCUGUUGGAAAAUCAUGCCUUCUUCUCCGAUUCGCUGAUGAUUCUUAUGUCGAUAGUUACAUAAGCACCAUUGGAGUUGAUUUUAAAAUUAGGACGGUCGAGCUGGAUGGGAAGACGAUCAAGCUGCAGAUUUGGGACACUGCGGGCCAGGAAAGGUUUCGUACUAUAACGAGCAGUUACUACAGAGGCGCACAUGGAAUAAUUAUUGUUUAUGAUGUGACUGAGAUGGAGAGCUUCAACAAUGUGAAGCAAUGGCUGAGUGAAAUUGAUAGAUAUGCCAAUGAAUCAGUCUGCAAGCUUCUUGUAGGAAACAAAUGUGAUCUUGUUGAGAACAAGGUUGUCGACACACAAACAGCUAAGGCAUUUGCAGAUGAGCUCGGGAUCCCUUUCCUUGAGACAAGCGCAAAAGACUCGGUCAAUGUGGAACAAGCCUUCUUGACAAUGGCUGCUGAGAUAAAGAAAAAAAUGGGUAACCAGCCAACGGGGGACAAGAAGUCGGGAAACACAGUGCAAAUCAAGGGGAAGCCGAUUGAGCAGAAGAGCAAUUGUUGUGGUUAAUGUACUCUUUUUUUCAAGUAUGUUAAAAACGAUAAGUAGCUGUAAAAUGCUGGUGUAAACAGUAAGGGUGAUUAUGUUUUGUAUGGAUGUAGUUUUAAGUGGUGGUAAAAUGACAAAGUAUGAUGGUUGUGCAUUUAUGUUUCUAAAA
Molecule: messenger RNA, 890 nt
Organism: Cynara cardunculus var. scolymus (artichoke)
Lineage: Eukaryota; Viridiplantae; Streptophyta; Magnoliopsida; Asterales; Asteraceae
Product: ras-related protein RABD1-like
Exons: 8
Coding region: 134-742 (202 amino acids)
Molecular function (GO): GTPase activity; GTP binding
Source: RefSeq, a predicted model, not a curated record